AUGGCGUGCAUAGAUACCAUAAGGUGCCCCUCUUCUCUAUCGAGCUGGGUGGGGGACGUCAGUGGUGGUUUUGAUGCCCCCCAUACCGCCAACGUGUCUUACAACACAGAGGGCAGCGGUGUGGGGUCCCUGGUAGAGCCCCCUGUAGCGGAGCAAAAGGAUGGCAACUCGAAUGGAUUUGCAGUGUCUGAAAGCGAGCUGUUGGCUGUAGCUGGUCGCGGGAAAGGAGCGCGCCUGCGCUUCAGCUUCCAGCUAUGCGAGCAGACGGCGGUAGUGUGGGAAGCAGUGCUGUUCAAGCGCUGCCUCUACCUCCAGCCCGGCGACUCGCUCCCUGAUGGCAGCAAAGAGGCUUUUGUCGCCCUACUCGAGUUCACCGAAGUGCAUCUGCAAUGCCGCAACAUAAUCGUCUGCUUGAACAAGCAGGCUCGCAAUAGAGCCUGCUUAGUUCGGACGUUCAUGUUCCUGGGAUUUGCUGUGGUGCCUCCCGGUCAUCCGUUGGCUCCUAAGGGCGAAUACCUUUCCCUUCUCUACUCCUUAGACGAGGAUGACGAAGAUAAUGACGAGGAAGAUGAAGGCUUUGAUGCUCUCGGCUAGGCUGUAACAAACGACACUCAACGAUCUGAACUACGACUUGUAGCACUUUGCCACUUGAUAUCCGGAUUUCCAUUUCCAGUUUGUAGUAUUGGUUCAACAGAUGAAUAGUGCGAAAAGAUAUUGUACUCAAUACUUGCUAAAAUAGUUACUCGUACUUGCUCUUUCAUAUAGUUUAUUUUAAAUUUCUGAAAUGACGCCAAGUCUAAAUUCAUUGUUGGGUUGUCUUGCUAAAUUUAACUUGUGGACCGUAGCUAAAUAGUGACGGUGUUCGCGUCAAUACAGUCUAGCAUAUCACUUAAAGCUUGAUUUUGAUGGUACUUUCUACAUUGAAGACAAAGUUUUCACAGCCUGCAAGAUGUUUCAGACGUUGUUAGUCGUCGUUGUUAUCGCAAGCCCCUCGCUUUAUGGUUCGUCGCAACAGUAGAGUUGGCGACAGUUUUUCUCUUCGGAUCCAUAGGGACGGUUUUGUCGUCCUAACGCUCAGCUACAGCGUUUAUGUUGCUCUCAUGAGACUCCACUCCUCUCCUUCUAUUUCUUCUUUCUAUCUGUAGUUUAUAGUGCUCACAGCUUCGUAUUCGUACACAUUUUAUUUGUGCUCUGCAAUGAACUUUGUGAUUGUCUAACAAGCUUCUAAUCCUCGACAUAAAUUUAUGUAGGGAGUAAAUCUUUUUCAAAUUUAAUCGUAUUGUUACACGGAUAAAUUUCUCGACUUGCCUGGACUUUCGGACUUCAUGUAUAUUAUUCGACUUGAGUUUCAUAGGAUUUAUUCCUGUAGAUGCGAUUCAGAUUUCAUCUGUCGGUCUGUUCCUUUGUUACCUUACCAGUCCAAGUAUAUUAUAGAGGAAA
Messenger RNA from Hyalella azteca, 1440 nucleotides. RefSeq names its product ornithine decarboxylase antizyme 2 (gene Oda). Gene Ontology annotation, molecular function: ornithine decarboxylase inhibitor activity. The record is from RefSeq and is a predicted model, not a curated record. Gene Ontology annotation, cellular component: nucleus; cytoplasm. The coding region runs from base 1 to 594 and encodes 197 amino acids. Gene Ontology annotation, biological process: positive regulation of protein catabolic process. NCBI's taxonomy places the organism in Eukaryota, Metazoa, Arthropoda, Malacostraca, Amphipoda, Hyalellidae. The transcript is spliced from 4 exons.